Messenger RNA from Tauraco erythrolophus (red-crested turaco), 5346 nucleotides. NCBI's taxonomy places the organism in Eukaryota, Metazoa, Chordata, Aves, Musophagiformes, Musophagidae. The record is from RefSeq and is a predicted model, not a curated record.
CUGGAAAGUGAAAUUUCCACCACAGUAGAAGAUUACAGUUCUGAGGCAAAUGAUUGCAGUUUUGUGACAAGAGCAGCUAUACCUGCAGACUUAAUCAGGGAAGAAGAAUUUGGAGUUGGAGAGAUUUAUUCCGAGCAUGGAAUGCAGCACUCUCGCAUGCAGCUAGAGGUGAUGGAGAAUGAAUUGGCUGGGAAACAACAAGAGAUUGAAGAUCUAAACAGAGAGCUAGAAGAAAUGAGGGCAGCCUAUGGUACAGAAGGAUUGCAACAGCUGCAAGAAUUUGAAGCUGCUAUCAAAAAAAGAGAUGACAUUAUCACUCAGCUCACUACUAACCUACAGCAGGCACGGAAAGAAAAGGAUGAAACUAUGAGGGAGUUCUUAGAGCUUACGGAACAAAGUCAAAAACUGCAAAUUCAGUUUCAGCAUUUGCAGGCAAGUGAAGCCCUAAGGAAUACCAGCCAUAGUUGCACAGCUGCUGAUUUGUUGCAAGCCAAGCAACAGAUACUUUCGCAUCAGCAACAGCUAGAAGAACAAGAAUGUCUGCUGAAGAAUUAUCAAAAAAAGAAUAAAGAAUUUGAAGUGCAAAUUACACAUCUUCAAGACAAAAUCACAACAUAUGAAAUGGAAAAGCACAAAAAUGAGGAAGAUGAUUUGAGUAAACUACAAGAAAAAGAAGCAUUAGUUGAACAGCUGGAAGCAAAACUUGGAGAAGAAGAAAAAAAUUCAUUUCAGCUUAAGGAAAAAUUAUCAGAUGUCAGUAAAUUACUUGACGAAUUGAAAGAACAGAUUUCACUAAAGGACCAGGAGAUAAGUAAUAUGAAAGUUGAGCUUACCACCUAUAAACAGAAAGAAAGACAAUGUUCUGAUGAAAUAAAACAGUUAAUGGGAACUGUGGAAGAACUGCAGAAACGAUGUUACAAAGACAGCCAGUCUGAAGCUGACAUGGUGCAAAGAAUGGAAUUAGAAACACAAAGGAGACUGGCACAACUUCAGGCUGAAUUAGAUGAAGUGCAUGGCCAGCAGAUUGUGCAAAUGAAGCAAGAAUUAAUUAAGCAACAUGCAAUGGAAAUAGAGCAACGUCUUUUGCAACAAAAAGUAGAAUUGGAGAAAAUUUCAAGUCUAUGUUUGGAUGAGAAAGUUAAUAAAGAUCAAAUGCAUUUAAUGAAUAUCGAAAUUAAUGAAUUGAAUGUGAAAUUGCAGGAUGCUGAUAAUGAAAGGGAAAAAAUAAAGCAAGAAUUGUCACAACAGAUGGAAGUCAUUUCAGCAGAGAAUUCUCUUCAGCAAGCUAAAAUUGAAGAUCUUUUCCAGGAACUGAAUUUUUCAAGAGAGCAGGUUCAAAGAGCGAAACAAACUAUUGUGGAUAUGGAGUGUAGAUUAAAUGAAGCUGAAAAGUACCAGGUUGUGAUUGAAGAUUUAAAAACUCAGCUGACUUCUGAGUCUGAAUUUAGGAAGGAACUGGAAUUAAAACAUGAGGCAGAAGUCACAAAUUACAAAAUAAAACUUGAAAUGCUAGAAAGGGAGAAGGAUGCAGUUUUGGACAGAAUGGCAGAGUCUCAAGAAGCAGAAUUAGAGAGACUGAGAACAAAGCUUCUGUUUAGUCAUGAGGAGGAACUUUCCAGACUUAAAGAAGACUUAGAAAAAGAGCACAUGUUGAACAUGGAAAGCCUUAAAGAUAACUUGAAUAUGCACCAUAAACAGCAGUUAGAUGAGGUACAAAAUGAAAUGAGUCGAAGGAUAGAAGCCAUGCAAUACGAAAAGGACAACUUAAUCACAAAGCAAAAUCAGUUGAUAUUAGAGAUUUCAAACCUUAAAGAUUUACAGCAGUCUAUCGUAAAUUCUGAAUCUGAGGAAAUGACACUUCAAAUCCAUGAGCUGCAGAAGGAGAUUGAAGUACUUAGGCAAGAGGAAAAAGAAAAAGGUACUCUUGAACAAGAAAUUCAAGAGCUGCAACUUAAAACUGAGUUGAUGCAGGAACAAAUGAGGGAGAGAGAAGAUAGCCUUCAAAGAAAAUGUUCAGAACUUGAAACACAAAAUAACCUUCUUAAGGGGGAAAACAAAAUUCUGGAAGAGAAAGUAAAAAGAAUGUUGGUAAGCUCUGAAGAAAACGUCAUUUUUAACAACAGCAUUAGCUCUAAGUCAGAAAUUUUGGACUUGCAAAAAAGAAUAGAAAAGCUUAUUACUGAAAAUGAGCAACUUAAAAACCAAAACGAUCAACUCCAAGAGGAUACUGAAAGGCAGAAGAGUGCCUUUUCAUUUACUGAGAAAAAACUUGAAGCUAAUUAUAAAGAGCUGCAGAAAGAAUGUGCAAGUCUUCUGAAGGCAAAAACUGAGUUAGAAGAGAACAUGAAUAAGCAGGAAGCUGAAUAUAAAAGCAAACUGAAAGCUUUGAAUGAAAAACUUCACCACUUACAAAGCAAUAGGCCAGUUUUAUUUAAAACUACAACUUCUGAUUUUGAAGGAAGUAAAGAAAUUAAGGUGUCCAGGGCAGACACAUUUGAGGCUGGAGAAGUUGUUGAGAAAGAUGCGACAGAACUUAUGGAAAAGCUUGAGGUUACCCAGCGUGAGAAACUGGAAUUAUCCCUGAGACUUUCCGAUCUCUCUGAACAGUUGAACUCAAAGCAUAGUGAAAUUUGUAAUUUAAAUGAAAAAGUGAAAUCCUUAAAAGAUGAGAAAGAACAAGUCCUAGCAAGAUGUAAAGAACUAGAAGUCGUUAUUAGCCGUGCUCAGAGAGGACAUAAUAGUAGUAAUGACCCUAAACCAAAAUGCUCUAAAGGAAAAACUCUAAAGACUGUUGCUCCAGCAUCUGACAAUAGAAAUAAAACGCCUCGUUCAAGGAAUAAAGUUGAUAAAGGAAUAAAUGCAAGAGGAAAACUAGGUUCAGAUAAAGAUAUCAGUCAUGAAGUAACAGAAAGAAAGGAAGUUGAGCAAAUCUUGAAACCAGAACAGCAGUCUCUUGUAGAACAUUUGCAUGGGAUGACAGACAGGCUGACAGAUGAAACAUCGUUAAUAGCCUUUACGCAGAGUGAAAAUAAUAAUCUUCAGCAGCAAGUGGAUGCCUUAAAAUCAGAACAGACUGAUUUACAGCUACAGAUGGAAGCACAGCGUAUUUGCCUGUCCCUGGUUUAUUCAGCUCACGUAGAUCAGGUUCGUGAGUACCUGAAGGCAGAAAAAGAGAGUGCACUUUGCAGUCUGAAAGAGGAGCUUGUACACAGUCAUCUUCAAGAGAUGAAUGAUCUUAAAAAAAUGCAUCAGCUGGAGCUCCAGACCUUGAAAAUUCAACAAGCAGAUAAUGAAGUCAAAUCUACACAAAGACUUAUAGAAAAACUGAAUGAAGCUGUAACUGAGGAAUGUUCUAGGAUUGCUCAGAUUUUGUGUGACAAACAGAAUGAACAUUCUUCAGUUGCUGUAGAAGUUGGUGAUGGGGAACAGGAAAUUUUCUGUAGACCUGAUGUGAAAGAAAAACUGAAUCUAGAAUUACCAAUACACAGAGGUCAAGCUCAAGCUGUGCAAGAACGUAUGGAUGCACUUCUACACAAGAUAAUGGAAGAAUAUAGUAGGCUGAAAGCACUUCAAACCCAGCUCAUGAAGGAUUGUAAACAGGUCAAAGAACCGUGUCUGUCUCCUUCAGAAAGGAGGAAAGAAGAGGAAUCUAGCCAUCUGGAAACAAGAAAAGAAUGUCUGCAGACCCCUUUACAGGGUCUAAUGGAUCCUACGAUUCAAGAAUACUGUUCGAAGGAGAUAGGGGACCUUAAAACACAACUUGAAGAACAGCAUAGUCAAGAACUGGAACACCUUCGAUCCUAUUUCCAACAGCAGCUGAAAGAAAGUGAAGAGAGGUACACUACAGAGAUUGUCCAUCUCCAGGAUAAGCUUCAGAGUGCUGGGGUAUCCUCUGACCACACAAGUGUAUCCACAGAUUCACAAAUAAAACUAAAAGAAGUCUGCAGGAAAGUGAAGUGCACUGAAAAUCUCCAUCAGCAAAGAACAGAUGAAGCACUCGAGCUUGCUAGUGAAAUUGAAAUGCAGAAUGAUCUGGAUGUUGUUCAGUUGCUAGAAAAACAGUACCAAGAAAGAUUAGAAGAAGAAAUAGCAAAGGUAAUUGUGUCAAUGAGCGUAGCCUUUGCCAAACAGACUGAAUUGUCAAGAAUCACUAGGCAGAAGGAAGAAGAAACACAAACACAGAUUGUACAUCAACAGGGAAUGCAUUUUGAAGAUAAAGAACAAUGUAGUGAAGAAGAGGUUGACAUCCCUCUUAGAAAAGCAACAGAGAAAGACAAUAAGCAUGAAGAAGGGUUGAAAUCACUUUGCAAGGAACUCAGUGAAGAGUCUGGUGAGAUGAAUUCACUUGCAGAACAGCUUCAUUCUAAUAGCAGGCCUGGUUGCAUAGUAGGACAGACCACACAUGCAUCAGUGAUUUCUGAAGAACUUUUUUCACAUGUCAAAGAGCUUACAGCAGAAGAAACACAGCACUACAGUGAGAUGAUGGCAUCAGACACACAAACAUCAAGUCAGCUGUUGUUGUAUGAGGAACGUUUGGAAGACAUGCGACAGGAGCUAGUACGGCAGUAUCAGGAGCAUCAGCAGGCAACAGAAUUAUUGAGACAAGGGCACAUGCGGCAAAUGGAACGUCAGAAAGAAAACCAAGAGCAACUCUUAGCAGAACUUGAGAGUCUUAAAGUGCAAUUAGCUGAGCAUGUCUCAAUGGAGAAUGACAGCCUGGUUGCAGAGAGAGAGAGAAUGCUUUUAGAAGAACUGGAAUCAUUAAAACAACAUUCCGAACUCGGAAAAGAGAGGCUGUUUUGUGAGCUACAAAACAACAGCACACAAACAGAGAGUGAAAAUGAAAACAAAAACGGUGUGAGAGAGCAGAUCUUUGAGGAUGAAGAUGGAGGAAGAAAGUCUGAUGAAACACCUUCAUCUCUUCUUUCUAAAGAAAGGCAUGUUUUUCAGAAGGCUAAUGAGAAACUCAUGAAGAUUCUUUUAGAAGUUGUGAAGACAACUGUGGCCAUGGAGGAGACAAUUGGUCGCCAUGUUCUCGGGUUACUGGAUCGGACUGGGAAAGUCCAGCCUUCCAAAAUAGCUGGAUGGGACACAGAAACAGAGGAGUCAGUAAAACCCUGUGUCCGUGUGGGAUAUGAAAAAGGCAAGAACAGGCAUUAUAUCAUUUUGCCAUUUAGGUACCAUUUAGGUGCCAUUAAGGUUGUGUACUUUCAUGCUGGAUCUUAUGGGAAGGCAACAUACAACAAUCAGUUCAGCCUGAAACACGUUAUACAUCUGGAUUUGGCGGGAUUUUUAACUACUGUGAAUGAGAAAAGGAACUGGAAGUCAAACACAUUUCAGUAUUAA